AUGAGAUGCAAGGCACGACGAUGGAUUGUAGCAGCUCGUGCUUAUUUGCUGCACCUGGUCGGUUGCACUCUUUUUGCCAACAAGAGUGCAACAUAUGUUCAUGUGGUGCAUCUAAAGGCUUUUCGCGACCUGGGUCAGAGUGGUGGUUAUGCCUGGGGAGUUGCCGCGCUGUGCUGGAUCUAUGAGCACUUUCCGAGUGUGCAUCAGUGUGUCAUAAAUGAUGCGUACGAGGAGAAGUCCCUACGUGCUUCCCGGUGGCUGACGACGAAGGCGCAUAUGAAGGGAAUUACAAGAGUACCGUACCGGGCACGUUGUGAUGCUUUGACGGUCACAGAUGUGUGCUGGUUGCCUUACACUGAGCAUCGAGGGGUUAAGGGGUUUGAGCUGAUUUCAUCAUUCCAGGGUCAACUGAGAUGGGGUCCUAUGGUGGUCACAGCUCAACCGGAGAGGGUGCUACGGCAGUUUGGUUACAUUCAAAGCAUCCCUCCACCGCCUGUUAGCGCUUCAUUAUCAUAUGAUGAUAUAAAUGACAGGUGGGUGCAUUUUGCGGACCACGUACUAGCUGUCGGUGAGCUUUGUGCGGAUUACAUGGAGUGGUUUUUCCGGAUAUCUCACCCAUUCAUGAUAUCGACCCAGGCAGGUGACCAGCCCAGACAUGCACCUACCCCAGACCAUGAGGAGUACAUGCAGCCGGCCAUCCCACAAGUUCCAGUGGCAUUUGACCCCCCUCCACUUGCAGUGGCUAUGAGGCGAUCGCAGAAAGGUUGGAGCGUGUGCUCAACCUUAGGAUGGUCACUGUAG
This is a messenger RNA of Glycine soja, 801 nucleotides long. RefSeq names its product protein MAIN-LIKE 1-like. The transcript is spliced from 3 exons. The coding region runs from base 1 to 801 and encodes 266 amino acids. NCBI's taxonomy places the organism in Eukaryota, Viridiplantae, Streptophyta, Magnoliopsida, Fabales, Fabaceae. The record is from RefSeq and is a predicted model, not a curated record.